Molecule: messenger RNA, 6253 nt
Organism: Dalotia coriaria
Lineage: Eukaryota; Metazoa; Arthropoda; Insecta; Coleoptera; Staphylinidae
Product: bHLH transcription factor Myc
Exons: 3
Coding region: 1838-3277 (479 amino acids)
Biological process (GO): regulation of transcription by RNA polymerase II
Molecular function (GO): RNA polymerase II cis-regulatory region sequence-specific DNA binding; DNA-binding transcription factor activity, RNA polymerase II-specific; protein dimerization activity
Source: RefSeq, a predicted model, not a curated record
UGUGUAGGUUAUGUAAUUUUUUGACAUUUUCACUACGUCACUACGCGCAGACGCAAAUUGAGAUAUUUUAGCGCCAUUUUGUUUGAUUGUUCAAUUUUGACAGUUCAUUUUGUGCCCCCUUACUCGUCGUGAAGGUAAGAUUUAUUCUAUUUAAUACAGAAAUUUAGAAGUAAAAAAUUUGUUGAGUCAUGGUUUCGGUUGAAUAUAUUAUGCGACACCCUCAGUGCCAACAUAAAAAACUAAAUGCGAACAUGUAGAACCUAAGUAAGGUCCCAGGCGAAAAACAAACCGAAAACGAGCAAGCGCUGAAUGAGAGAUUUAAAACUUACGAAGAGAGCAAUGAAAGAGAGAUUCCGCGGAGACAUAUGGACGCCCAGACUACAGCAAGAUCUUUGCGACUCGACGCAUUACGUAAAUCGAUCUGCAAAAGCCAAGCUCUCUCGAAAAUAAUUAAUAUAAUGUGCGCACAAUUCGCAUAAAACGCGUCGUCACACCGGACAAACAAUGGCAAUUCAAAUUCCUUGUUAACUAUUUCGUAAAACAAUACCUAACGAUACCGAAUCGAUGCUAAAUGAGGCAUGCGACACUCGUUUUUCAUUUGUUUCGCACAGAAACACUAAACAAACGACCCUAGUCCACGCUGCGUGGCGAAAUAAGAUUGCAUAAAUAAUCGAUUGUAAUCGAGAGUUCAAAUUGAAAAAUGUCGCAACAAUUGUAGCAUUCGUCCAAGUGCGCGCGGUAUGAAAUUCAUUGAGCGCAAUGAAAGUUGUAAUCUACAUUAUACUACAAACGUUACAAACUACAAACACAGCCGACGAUGCUGAAAUAGUACUGUGAAGCAUGCAGGAGUUGGGACGUUCGGAGCGCGAGUUGUUUGGUAAUGCGCAUGCGUACUCCUCGCGCCGUUGACUACGCGUCGAAAGUAAGACUACGGUAAAUUGUAAAUAAAAACGUGAAAAUCUAAUGAUUCUUUGUGAAUUAAAUCGUAUCAUAUGCGGAAAAUUGAGAGCUAUCGAUUGAUGUAACUGUCACUAGGUGUAACGCUUUAAAAUAUGCAAUUUUAAGCAAAAUUAAGGUGCCGGUACUCAUACCAUGAGUGAUCGCCGCUCCGAACCGAGGACGCGACGCAACCGAGGAUGGAGAAGCCGGCACCGGCAAACAGAUUUUUGUCGAAUCCACCGGCAGUCGCAGUUGCACCUUCUUCGCUGUUGGACGUCCAUCGUCUGCAACGGGAGCCCUACAUUUUCCCAACUACAUCAUUGAAAUAAGCAUGUAUACAAAGUUGAAUGUAGAGCCGAAGAAGUGUGGAAAAGUUAUAAUUAACGUGCUGCUGAUAUCGUCUGCGGUCUGUUUCGUCCUCGACACGCCGUGCGUUAGAAAAAAACUGAACUCGCCGCAUUAAUCAACGCGAUCGGCGAGAAUAUCUGCACGAGAACUCUUUUAAAUAAAUUGUCGUGCUCGUCAACUUGUACCUCCAACGAAGAAGAAAGCAGCGGCCAGAGAGAUAUAGAAACAAACAAAACAGUGUACGGCGAAUUUGGUUCCUUUUUUUCCACUUUUUUGUUUAAUUUUUAAAUACGUUCACCCGCCAAGAGAUAAAUCAUAGUUUACAGUAUAAUCUAAAAGUGCUUUAAUUGGACAUACCUCGACAUAAUAUUAGAGAUAUUAUAGCUCAAAACCUCCCGCUGAACGGCGGACGAAGCCAGGGAAUUUUGUGAUACUAGAUAUUAGUAACUAUUAGAAUUAAAAACACAAAUAUUGGUCAGAGUGGUAACGACACAUUGUUAUCGAGCCAAGUGAAGUAAAACUACUUAAGAUACAAAUUAAAGUAGCUAAUAUGGCGACCAGCAUGUUGUUCGAUCUGUACGAGGACAUGUCUUCGGACUGUUUGCUCACUGAAGAUAUUUGGGAUAAAUUUCAUUUCACCGGUGGCUGGGAUAUGACACAAUUUGAAUGGAAUCGCGGCGAAUAUGAUAGCACCAAAUGUCCCGAUACAGAAAUUGUUCGCCAGCCUGAAUCUGUCGAGACUAAGGGUGAGGAAAAGAUUCGUAAUCAUGAUUGUAUGUGGGCUGGACAUUGUGGUAGCAAGGAGCAUUCAGUGGAAGAUAUUAAAAACUGCCUGGUUACACCUAUUGCUAUGAUGAAUUAUCAACCAACACCACCGACAAGCCCUCCGGCUCCCCCGUUAAUAACACCACCAGUUGUCCCCACGAAACAAUCCCCCAUUGCACCGGGUAGAAGUCUGCUGUUGAAGACACAACCACAACAGCAACAACAACAAUAUAUGCAACAACAGUUUCAACAAGUGCAAACCUCAGUAGAACAACAGAAUGCACUGCAGAAUACUAAAUUUUACGAUUCGCCGCCCAAUUCAGAUGAUGAGGAGAGCAAGUCCCAAGUUUUACAAUAUCUACAAGAAUACAUCUCCGAGUGUGAUCUGGACGAUGAAGAUCUGGUGGACUAUUUCAAAUCAUUCGAGGAAGAGGAAGAUGAUCAGUUGGAAGAUCCUAAGCCUAAAAUUGAGCCCAAACCGAAACCUAAAUGUCCCACUGUUCAAGAACAGACCAGCCCAGCAACUCAAAAGGUCGCCAAGCACACAUCGCCUUUCGUCAGCGACCACUGCUAUCAUAAAGAUAAGAACGACAGCAUGAAUAUGCCGGAGACACCAUCAGAUUCCGAAGAAGAAAUCGAUGUUGUAUCAACCGAUGACAAGCACCUCAAUCCUCAGCGAGGAGUUAGCGCCCUGCCAACGAAUCCGACCACCAGAGACCGCCAGCAGAUUCAGAAGACGAUGGCUUCCGCAAUUACGAAAAACGGCAUUCGAACAUUGGUGCCACGCAAAACCGGCCCCGGCAGCAUAGAGCAUUCCCCCUCGAAGCGGCGGCCGGACGCCCGCGGAAUCAAACGCAACCGCCAUCGAAUGCCCACGUCGCCCUACAAGAAACAGCGCUCAUACCACGCUCACCAGCAACAACUCAGCAGCGACAGCGAGCAGGAACCGUCCGAGAAGCGCAUCGAGCACAAUAACAUGGAGCGCCAACGGCGGGUGGACCUCCGGAACGCGUUCGAGGAACUGCGCGUCCUGGUGCCCGAGGUGAACAAGCGUGAGCGUGCGCCUAAAGUGGUCAUUCUGCGCGAGGCGGCCGUCUACUGCCACAAGCUGACGGACGUCUCGGACGCAAUGCACCGGCAGGUCGAUGAGAUGCGGCGUGUGCAGAAGCGCUUGCGAACACGACUGUCGCAGCUGCGCCUCAGUCUGGCGCCCAAGCAUCGAUAAGCAAUGCGCGGUAAGGACACAAUGUGAAACACACUCACACACACAUACUGAAUUUCGCUUGGUUGCGUAUAAAUUCACUUUUCAUUACUAAAGAGGUCAAACUUAAAACAGGAAAAAGCUAACAAUAACGGAAAAGUUGAAAGAAAAAAAAACACACGCAAAAUUCAUUACAAAAAACAAUAUAACUGUGAUUUAAUUAAAAGUUUCAACGUAUUUUUGUUUUGUUUGUUUAGUUUUAUUUUCGAAUUAGGAAUGAAUACAUUUUUAGUUUUCUAAACACGUAUCCAAUUGAAUUUGAUCAUUUUGGCACAACAAGGAAGAAAAGCUCAAUUUAGUUUUACACAAUUUGUGUUUUUUUCGUAUUGUAUAUUGUAUAUAUUAUUGUAACGAAGUCGAAAUACGUUUGAGUUGGUUUUUUGCUUCUAAUUUUCGAAACUACACUUUUAUUUGAUUGAUCUAGAAUACGAUUGAUAUGAAAUUUAGGCUAAGGUUUAGAAACUAUUUGUAUAAGGGGCGCCAACGAGCGAUGAUUGCUGGCGGAAGAGAAUCGGCUCAACAACUGUCAUUUGUAAAUAAAAUACCACUUAAGUUUUUUUAUUUGUUCGAAAAAAAUCGGAACCAAUUUUUCGUUGGUACUUUUUUUGUUAAUUUGUUAUUGUUCGUAUUUUUUGUUUACGCGAUUCUAUAAUUAGACAUAGUUAAAAUGUUUAGACCCAGAUACUUUUAAGGGCAACGCAGAGAAAAUGCAAGAUGAAACACGAAAUGUCUCGAUUCUGUUUAAUUCGCGCACUAACCGUAUUUACGCAUACGAUGAACGCAAAACAAUAAUAAAAUCACCAUAUGACCCAUAUAAACUGAAACAAUAUGUAUAGUAACGAAUGCAGCUGAUAUAUUAUGAUAUUCAUACUGUAGGGAUAUAUUUUACUAAUUAACAUUUAUUAAGGAAAUAUCAUAAUAUCAUACAUUAGUAAUAUGGUACCUACCCAUCAUGUGAUAUAGUUUUAAUGAGAACGAUUAAUCUAAGACAAGAGAGUAACACGGUUUCGAUGGAGGAAACAAUCCACACACACAAAAAAUGAAUAAUGAACCGCAAAAUUUAUAUGACUUAACAUUUCUUAACAUUUAUCUAAAUAAACAAGGAGUUUUUUUUUAUGUUAGGUAGGGAAAAACGGGAAGUGACUGCAAAUUGGGUGUAAAGAUAGUCACAUUGCUAGCUUAGUAUUUUAGUAUAUUACAGCGUCUUUCUUAAAUUCAAUUCAAUUUUCAUGUUUACGUUUUUACAUUUUUUUAUUUUUCCUCUUUACGCGUUUGGAAAUAAUAUGCGAUAUUGUUGAGACAUCGGUUAUAAUGUCAAUUGUUUGCGCUCGUUUUAGAGGUUUGUGAGGGCGGUAUGUGUUCUGUUUUUGUUUUCUUAUUAUUGUUUCGCUGUACGCGGACUCAAGACAACACUUUAUACUUUAUUCUCGACUCAUCGCACCACGCAAUUGUUUCUAUGAAAACUAGUACAUCUACUGAAAAAUUACGAUGAGAUGGAAAUUGAAACGGUCUUCCUAAAUAUGCAUUGAAAUAUUUGCAAUAUUGCAACAGAAAUAGUUUAUAUUUAUUCUGAAAUUAUACCGACGACAAAAAUAUAUAUUAAAGUAUGAUGUAAGCGCAUACACAUUGCUAGAAAGCUUAUGGAAUAUAUUUAACGUAUAAUGAAGAAUAAAUUUACGAAUAGCUCUUAUACAAUACUUACAAUUAGUUAGAUCAAGAGAAUUGUUGUGUUCAUUAGUACUAUAUUUUACAGUAUUUUAUACGAUAUUUUGAUACGACGAGAAACAAGAAAAACUACGAAAUAAAUAAAGCAAAUACACACAAAGUUAACAAACAAAGUUAAAAUUAUAUUUAUAUACAAAGAUAAAAACAAAAACGACAAAAAAAUAAGGAAAAUCAAAAAAUACAAAUAUAUGGAAAGAUAAUCUCUAGUUUUUUACACACACUGAGAAUUACAAAGCAACAAACAAAAAAAGAGAAGCGAAUUAGAAAAGUCUGCUGGUGCAUUAUUUUCUCACCUUUGCAACACAAAUUACUUCACGUUUGAACUUAUUUGGCAUCGGUAAUUUUUUUAUAUAUGAAUUAUUUUAGAUAUGGAUGAUGAUGAUAUGUACCUGUGAUCCUCGCGUUAACCAAAUAUGUUUAGAAAUAUUUAAUUGAUGCUAAUGUUAAUUGAUUGUAUAGUUAUACAAAACUACAAUAAACAAUAACCUGAAGUACGCUAUUAAAAAGGUGGAAAGUAACGCAUUGGGCAGUACAAGGCAAAAAUUAAAAACUCACUCUAUUUUAAAAGGCACAUAAUAGGCGUAGUCGACGCAGCCAACAUCUAAAGGCAAAAUCAAGAACAACCAACAAAAACAAUGAAAUGAAAUGAAAAAUGAGAGCAGAGCAAUUCUCACACUUGAUCGACUAAAUGCAUAUAAAAUAUCUAUGUGUACAUGAAUACGGUUUUCUUAAACAUGUGUUAAUUAAUGUAAGUUAAAAUAACAAUUUUCAUCCUUAUUCGAUGAUGGUUAUAGUUUUUUUUUUAUACCACAAACAAAAAAAGAAGGUGUCUAUGAUGAUAGAAAUUAUUUGGUAAGAAAAGGAAAACCAGUGAAUUUUUUGCAAACAAAAUUGUAUAUAUCUGUUUUUUAUGUUAUUAUUUGUACUUAUUUCUUCUUUUUUUUAUUAUUUCCUCUGCAAAAUUACAUUGUUAUUGGAACGAGAGUUUAUAUGAAUACAUACCACUUUAUCGAUGGAAAACGAAAUUCUUUUCUUUUUUCUCUUAAGUAGAGUUUUCUUUUUUGUUUUGUCUAACUAUUAUUGUAAUAUCUAUAUUUCUAAUAAUUAAAAUAUGCAUAGACUAUAUAAUAACACACAUCUAUUGUAUGCUGUUUAAAAAUUGGUUUUAGUUCCUAAGAGUUUACAAAAUAAAUUGUUGAUUGCUUCACUUGAAAA